AUGAAAUGCCCUAGCCUUCGGUAUAUAAAGAAAAUUUCUUAUGAUUUUGAUUAUGAAUCAGAGAAAAACGCACCAAGAUUUAGUGAUGACGAUGAUACCGCAAGUCUCAUAUGUCUCGGUGGGUCAGAGCCACCUCGCUCUGAUAAUGUGGAUCCUAGUAAAGCUUAUCAUAACGCUCCUCUCACAACAUUUGUCAACGCUGUGAUGCCUAUCGUUCGCAAAAAGCUGGCCGAUAAUGUUGUUAGAAACGCGAAGAAGGCGUAUGCCGACACUCCCGAUAAUCCGUCCGAUUCCCUUACAAAAGGUGAAUCUGCAGCCAUUCGUUUGUACACUAAAGAAGGGAAGAAUUCACGAAGUGUGUACCAUAUGCUGAACAAAGCUCUUGAUAGAAAUACCGAGGCUGAGCUCAAACCAUGGUAUCUGUAUUUAAGGCUUAUUUGCACUGGCCUCAAGAAGAUACCUUCGUGGAAGGACUCAGUGUACCGUGGUGUAUCCGAAGAUUUGAGAGACCAGUAUGGUAAAACAGCCGAAAGUGGUAAGAUGUACACAUGGUAUCGAAUUACAUCGUGCACGAAACGUUUAGAGUCAGCUGAAAAGUUCCUUAAUAAAAAUACUAAAAGGGAUUCAUAUUGUACUUUGUUUCACAUACGAGGUUACUCGGGUGUUGCAAUAUCCGGGCAUUCUGAUUAUCAGAACGAAAACGAGGUUACAUUUUUGCCUGGUACAAAAUUUGUUUUCGAAAGCUCUAUUGUGAUGUCAAAUAUGCUCUUGGUUGAGCUAAGGGAGGAGAACUAUGCCCACGUAUCAGCUCGAACUUGGGUGCAAUCCGCAAAGGCAAGCUCUCUUGAAAAACGACUCAAAGCCCAAGAGAUUCAAAGUCGCGCUCAAACUGCUCAAAUAAAGAGUAAAAAUGCCACCAUUGAAACACUCACUAAACUUGUGCAAACAACAACUGCGGAAAAAGAUGCCGAAUUGAAGAGAAAAACUGCUGAACUCAUUAGCAAAGACGCUAAAAUUGAAACGCUGACGAAACAGGUGCAAAAACCACUGCCACUAUCAGUGCCAUCACCUCGGCCAGCAGUACACCACUGCUCGCCAUCACCAGGACCACCAAACCAACCGCACCACCAUCGAUAUGACGACUUCUCGCCGCCGCGAUCACCGCGACGUCGACAUGACGAUCGAUAUGACUAUGACAAUCGCUAUGACGAUCGAUAUGAUGAUCGAUAUGACUAUGACAAUCGAUAUGACGACUUCUCGCCGCGGCGACCACCACGACGUCGAUAA
Messenger RNA from Didymodactylos carnosus, 1287 nucleotides. NCBI's taxonomy places the organism in Eukaryota, Metazoa, Rotifera, Eurotatoria, Philodinida, Philodinidae. The record is from the annotation of a GenBank genome assembly.